AUGUCGAGGAGAGUGUCGGUGACGGAUCGUGCCGAACGUAACAGCUCUUCUCGGAAGAGACUGGAAUGGAGCGCGGGCCGUGAAGACGUCCGUGGGCCGGAGCCUCCAGCUGCAGCUCCAGCUGUGAAGCCCGGAAGCGUCCUUGGCGCGUCGCGGCGUCCUUGCCGCCGUCACGACCUGCACCGCCGCACGCUUGUAUCGCGCCAGCUGCCGCCGCCGCCGCCGCCGCAGGGCGCCAGCACACGUCGGCGUCUGCCGCGCUUGCCUAUAUUUGGCGGCGGCCAGCCGGUUCCGCCGGACCACUCGGCGGACCAUUACUCGCCGCCCCCUCUGGCCUCCGCGCUUAUUGUCCGGCGCGACGGCGGGGCCGGCACUGACAAAGGCCGGCUACACGAAUCCCGUGUUCCACAAAAAACCAGACCACCCGGCGAGCCCAAAGUCGCGGCCACGAGCAAGACUUGGUGCAACGCCUCGGCACCUGCGCAAAAGAGACGUAGCAGCGUCUCAGCUGGUACUCGGAACGGUGCGACGGCCGAAUCACGAGCGGCGCAGUUGUCCGGGAGGCGGGCAGGUGGUGGUCCCGAGGCAGCUGGCCGCUGUGAGGGUGUCCCCUGCCUGGGCGGGGCGGCUCAGACAGCGGGGCGCCUCGGCGGGUCGCCGCGCGCCUGGCGGCGGCUUCGCAUCUUCCCCAGAGCGGGCCCCAGCUGUACUGAUGGUGGCGAGGUGGGCAGGGGGGCGGGAGGGGAGGGCAGCAAGGCGCGCCCAAAUCUGCCGCCAGGCCAGUCACCCGCCGCAGCCGUCUGCCCGCCGUCUGCACUCUGUCCAAGCGAGGCGCCGCUGCAGCACUCGUUCUGCCUCGCUUUUUACCGCAACCAGCUGUUGCUAAACCACCGCUGCAAUUGA
Schistocerca cancellata (South American locust) is the source of this 903-nucleotide messenger RNA. RefSeq names its product translation initiation factor IF-2-like. Bases 1 to 903 code for a protein of 300 amino acids. The transcript has 3 exons. The record is from RefSeq and is a predicted model, not a curated record. Lineage: Eukaryota; Metazoa; Arthropoda; Insecta; Orthoptera; Acrididae.